Messenger RNA from Penicillium canescens, 1246 nucleotides. RefSeq lists its product as uncharacterized. Bases 158 to 1072 code for a protein of 304 amino acids. Lineage: Eukaryota; Fungi; Ascomycota; Eurotiomycetes; Eurotiales; Aspergillaceae. The record is from RefSeq and is a predicted model, not a curated record. The transcript is spliced from 4 exons.
CACAAACCGUGGACCUCCCUCUAUUCUGCUUCAUCAUCAUCAAUCUUGAAGGCCGGAUCUCCUUGGGUUCUGCCUUGUGCCCCGUUACAUCCUCUAGACAACGGUCUACGAUAGUCGAAGCGCCUCCCCCCGGAAGGCCUCCGCAACAACAGGCGUCAUGGCCGACGUACGGUCCAAGACCCGCUCCUCCCCCACGAGGGCUGUCGACCGCACCGCUGACCGCUCCGGCAAGCGUGAUACCCCCAAGGAGCCCGCCGCUCGUCACAAUGAGGCCAACGCUCGCCGCGGUGGUCGUGUGACCGCUGGCAACGAGGCCGCUUUCCGUGACCGCAACGCCGGCCGCAACAACAACCGCGAGAAGCCCACUGACGAGGCUGCUCAGCCCGCUCGCCGCCGUGGCGGUGGUGGCCGCGGUGACCGCCAGUCCCGCACUGGCCAGACUGACACCCGCAAGCAGGUCCAGCAGGGCUGGGGUGCCGAGAGCGGCGAGAAGACCUGGGACGACGAGCGCCAGGGAGAGAAGAUCGCUAAGAACGAGGAGGCCGAGCCCCAGACUCCCGCUGACGAGGAAGCUAAGGAGGAGCCCGAUAACUCCAAGUCCUUCGCCGACUACCUGGCCGAGAAGGCCCAGAAGGAGACCCUCGCCGCCAAGCCCGUUCGCGCCGCCAACGAGGGCAGCAAGCUCGAUAAGAAGUGGGCCGAGGCCAAGGAGCUCGCCAAGGAUGACGAGGAGUCCUACAUCGCCGGCUCCGGCGAGAAGACUAAGCGCGAGAAGCAGCGCAAGGAGAAGAACUUCCUCGACGUUGACCUGCGCUACGUCGAGCCUCCCCGCAGCGGCCCUGCCCCCCGCGGUGGCCGUGGCGGCCGUGGUGACCGUGGUGACCGCCCUGCCCGUGGUGGUGAGCGUGGUGCCCGUGGCGGCGACCGCGCCCCCCGUGGUGACCGUCCUCCCCGUGGUGCUCCCCGUGGCGGUGCCCCCGCUGCCCGUGGUGGUGCUCCCCGCGGCGCUGCCCGCGGCCCCGCCGGCCCUACCGUCGACGAGAAGAACUUCCCCAGCCUCGGCGGCAACUAAAUCGCCUGAAUCUCGGGAUAUGCUCCACGACCGGUAUAAGAAUUCGUUUUUGACACCCGGAUCUCCUGUCCCUCUCUCCGUCUGUUGAGUGUGCUUCUUUUGUGUGUCCUAGGGAAGAGAAUCAUGUUUUUUUCUUCUUUCCCAUGUGUGAGUUGAGGGGGAGGACGUGGUGGC